CUCCUCACUCUUAUCUCCGUGACCCCUUGCCAAACCGCACAAAACUCGUCAUCGCAAGCCUCGAGCCCCACAGAGGGACAAGCAGAGAUGAUCUCGGCAUUCUUCAUCUUCAACCAGAAGGGCGAGGUCCUCAUCUCGCGACUGUUCCGGGCCGACGUCAAGCGCUCUAUCUCAGACGUGUUCCGCAUCCAGGUCGUGUCUAACGCCGACGUGCGCUCGCCCAUUAUCACGCUCGGCUCAACGUCGUUCUUCCAUGUGCGCAUCAACAAUGUGUUCGUCGUCGCCGUGACCAAGUGCAACGCGUCCGCGGCUCUCGUGUUCGAGUUCCUGUACCGAUUCAUCACCAUCUCGCGCUCGUACUUUGGUAAACUGGACGAGGAGAGCGUCAAGAACAACUUUGUGCUGAUCUACGAAUUGCUCGAUGAGAUCAUGGACUUUGGAUACCCCCAGAACUCGGAGAUUGACACGCUCAAGAUGUACAUUGCGACCGAGGGCAUUAAGUCGGAGAUGGCGGUGCGCGAGGACUCGUCCAAGAUUACGAUCCAGGCGACUGGUGCGACGUCUUGGCGCCGCGCAGACGUCAAGUACCGCAAGAACGAGGCUUUCGUCGACGUUAUCGAGACGGUCAACAUGCUCAUGAGCAAGGACGGUGCUGUGCUCCGUGCCGACGUCGACGGCCAGAUCCUCAUGAGAGCAUACCUCAGCGGCAUGCCCGAGUGCAAGUUUGGCCUGAACGACAAGCUCGUGCUCGACGCCAAGCGCGGCGACUCGACGACCAAGUCGGACAGCGCGGUCGAGCUCGACGACUGCCAGUUCCACCAGUGUGUGCGACUCGGCAAGUUUGACUCGGACAGGUCCAUUAGCUUCAUUCCCCCCGAUGGCGAGUUCGAGUUGAUGCGUUACCGCUCUACAACCAACAUCAACCUGCCGUUCCGACUCCAGACGCACGUCACCGACCCCACAAAGUCGCGCGUCGAGUACACGAUCCACCUGCGCGCAAGUUUCGACUCGAAGCUCAACGCCAACAAUGUCGUCGUGCGCAUCCCCACGCCUCUCAACACGACCAAGGUCGAGGCCAAGGUCGCGGUCGGCAAGGCAAAAUACCAGCCCGCCGACAACUUUAUCGUGUGGAAGAUCCCCAGGAUACAGGGCCAGCAGGAGUGUACCCUCACGGCCGAGGCCGACCUGGCCAUGACGACGCACCGCCAGCCGUGGUCGCGUCCCCCUAUUGAGGUCGACUUUUCCGUCGUCAUGUUCACGGCGUCUGGCCUGCUCGUGCGCUUCCUCAAGGUGUUUGAGAAGAGCGGAUACCAGAGUGUCAAGUGGGUGCGAUACCUUUCCAAGGCGAAUGGCACGUACCAAAUUAGGUUCUAG
Vanrija pseudolonga is the source of this 1374-nucleotide messenger RNA. It is a transcript of the gene apm2, whose product is annotated as AP-2 complex subunit mu. Gene Ontology annotation, biological process: clathrin-dependent endocytosis; intracellular protein transport. Gene Ontology annotation, cellular component: AP-2 adaptor complex; cytoplasmic vesicle. NCBI's taxonomy places the organism in Eukaryota, Fungi, Basidiomycota, Tremellomycetes, Trichosporonales, Trichosporonaceae. Bases 88 to 1374 code for a protein of 428 amino acids. Gene Ontology annotation, molecular function: clathrin-cargo adaptor activity. The transcript is spliced from 10 exons. The record is from RefSeq and is a predicted model, not a curated record.